AUGCCGGAAGAGAAGGAAUGUGUUGCUGACAUGAUAUUGAAUUUGGUUCAACCGAAAAAUAUACUUGCAACUUUGAAACAUAAAAGACCCGAAAAUAUCUCAAAUAUCAAGCAAGUGUACAAUAUUUUGUACCAAACUAACAAGGCAUGGAAGGGGAAUAGAACUGAAAUGCAACAACUCUUGAAACUAUUGGAUGAUAACAAUUAUGUAUCUAGGUACCAAACAUGCGAGGACGGAGUUAUCGUUAGAGACAUAUUUUGGACUCAUCCUGAUUCUAUCAAGUUAUUCAACAUGUUUACCACUAUGCUCAUAAUUGAUUCAACGUACAAAACCAACAAGUACAAACUUCCAUUAUUGGAGAUGGUUGUUGUCAUCUCUACUGAGAAGACCUACUCUGACGGGUUUGCAUUUCUAGAGAGCGAAAAAGAGGAGAAUGUUAAUUGGGCCUUAGAGGUGUGUCGGACAAUGCUGAAGGACCAAGAAGAGAUGCCUAAAGUGAUUGUUACUGACCGUGAUACCACUUUGAUGAAUUAUGUUACAAAGGCAUUUCCUACUUCUUAUUCAUUACUUUGUAGGUAUCAUAUAACAAAGAAUGUGAGAAGUCGGGUUAAACCCGCGGUGAAGGAGAAAAUUGUUUGUGCUUGGACCGAUCAGGUUAGACACCUUGGAAAUACAACAACUAUCCGAAUUAAUUCUACUCAUGCUACAUUGAAGAAUUGGUUGGGAAAUAGUAAGGAAGAUUUGCGUAGAGAUUGGGAUUUCUUGUUCGACAACAUAUCUCGAGUGAGUUUGAAUUAUAUUUUUCACGAAGUUAAACGAGUUGAUAAUGUAGGUUCUGAUAGCAUAAAUGGUGGACGCAAAAUUGUGAAAACAUAUGGUCUCCCAUGUGCUUGUGUUAUUGCAAAAAAGGUGAAACUUGGUAGCCCGAUAAGAAUGGAUGAGGUUUGCACUCACUGGAAGAGGCUUAGGUUUGAUGAUGAUGGUGUCAUGAAAGACGAUAAGUUGAAUAUCUCUAUCUUCAUUGAAUGGGAAUUGAUACAAGAGAGAUUUUUGAAAGUCGGUGACAAUAUGAAACUCCACAUCAAAGAACAAUUGAGGAAGAUUUCUUAUCCGAAAACCACCAACUUGAGACCACCCUCUCAACUGUUUUUCUGGACUCACCAACUCCAAAAUCUCAAAAAAAGUGUUUUCAAAGGAGCUCGCAUUAGCAAACCACCUCCUUCACCGCCUCCAUCAAAGAUUCCAUUCAUUGACGAGAUGUUGGUUUUUAUGCACAAAUACAUCGAGUGGAUCAUCAAUAUUGAGGGUGACGGUAAAUGUGGUUAUCGAGCUAUUUUGGCUUUACUCGGUAAAGGAGAAGAUAAUCAUACACUUAUCCGCCAUCAACUUUUCCAUGAGUUGAGGACUCAUAAAGAAUCAUACACACAACUUUACAAAAAGAAAGAAAACUUUGAUGCAAUUUAUUAG
This is a messenger RNA of Lathyrus oleraceus (garden pea), 1467 nucleotides long. RefSeq lists its product as uncharacterized. Bases 1 to 1467 code for a protein of 488 amino acids. NCBI's taxonomy places the organism in Eukaryota, Viridiplantae, Streptophyta, Magnoliopsida, Fabales, Fabaceae. The transcript is spliced from 4 exons. The record is from RefSeq and is a predicted model, not a curated record.